This is a messenger RNA of Labrus bergylta (ballan wrasse), 6839 nucleotides long. It is a transcript of the gene celf4, whose product is annotated as CUGBP, Elav-like family member 4. Gene Ontology annotation, cellular component: cytoplasm; ribonucleoprotein complex; nucleus. Gene Ontology annotation, biological process: regulation of alternative mRNA splicing, via spliceosome; mRNA splice site recognition. The record is from RefSeq and is a predicted model, not a curated record. Gene Ontology annotation, molecular function: mRNA binding. Lineage: Eukaryota; Metazoa; Chordata; Actinopteri; Labriformes; Labridae.
GCUGGGACGAGGGAACGUGGGUGUAAAUAGACAGUGAACGCUCUUGGUCUCUCUUUCUCUCCCCCUCUCUCUCUCUCUUCUCUCUCCCUCCCCCUUAUCUCCUUCUCUCUGUCUCUCUUUUAUAAAAUCAAUGAACGAGUUAUUGGGUAGGACAUAAAUAUAAGGAAUCAAAGCCUCAACUGGGACCAACGGCAUCGCGCGCUUUUGAUAUGCGUCUUCGCCAAAUGCUACAUUGUGUUUUCACAUCAGUGUAAAUAUUGGCUUUGAUAAGACGGCAGCGGAAUCAGCUCUGGUACAGCGCGGUCUCGGAGCCAAAUUUUGACCAAGACUUCAACCAGCUUUUUUUUAAUUGUUUUUUUUUUCAACGUAAAAGCGAUUUUCCACCAUCGCCAUCUAUAGCUGCUGUCCUACCCAUCCCAACUCAGCGGCCGGUCCGAAGAUGGCAACUUUAACCAAUGGGCAGGUGGACGGCACGGUGCACGGUGUCGGGGUGGUCUCCGCCAGCACGAACGGGCUCGUGAACGGAUUAAGCCACAACCACAGCCCGGUGGGCUGCCCGGCCACCAUCCCCAUGAAGGACCACGAUGCUAUAAAACUCUUCAUCGGUCAGAUCCCCCGCAACCUGGAUGAGAAGGACCUCCGGCCACUCUUCGAGGAGUUCGGCAAGAUCUACGAGCUCACUGUGCUGAAGGACCGCUUCACAGGCAUGCACAAAGGCUGUGCCUUCCUCACCUACUGUGCCAGAGAGUCGGCCCUGAAAGCCCAGAAUGCAUUGCACGAGCAGAAGACCCUGCCAGGGAUGAACAGACCGAUCCAGGUGAAGCCAGCAGACAGCGAGAGUCGAGGAGAAGACAGAAAGCUCUUUGUCGGCAUGCUCAACAAGCAGCAGUCAGAAGAUGACGUGCGGCGCCUUUUCGAGUCCUUCGGCAGCAUCGAGGAAUGCACCAUCCUCAGAGGUCCUGACGGAAACAGCAAAGGCUGUGCAUUUGUAAAAUACUCAUCUCAUGCUGAAGCUCAGGCAGCCAUCAGUGCACUACACGGCAGCCAGACAAUGCCUGGUGCCUCAUCCAGUCUGGUGGUCAAGUUCGCCGACACGGAUAAGGAGCGCACCAUCCGCCGCAUGCAGCAGAUGGCCGGUCAGAUGGGCAUCUUCAACCCCAUGGCCUUGCAGUUUGGAGCCUACGGAGCCUACGCUCAGGUUCAGCAGCAGGCGGCGCUUAUGGCGUCUGUAGGACAGGGAGGCUACCUCAGUCCAAUGGCGGCCUUUGCCGCAGCCCAGAUGCAGCACAUGGCCACCAUCAAUGGUAUCCCAGGGGCACCGAUGACACCAACGUCAGGUGGCAGUACUCCUCCAGGCAUCAGCGCCCCCACAGUGACCAGCAUCCCCUCCCCCAUUAGUGUGAACGGUUUUACUGGCAUGCCACCCCCGCAGGCAAAUGGGCAGCCGCCUGCAGAGGCUGUCUUCACCAACGGGAUACAUCAUUACCCUGUGUUGCAGGAGGUGGUUUUUAGAGAGGACUCGGAGAAAAACGGCUUGGGCGUGGCUCCGCGGAGUUGUUUUGGGGUUCAGGGUGGCUGCUUCCUGUCCUCUCUCUCUGAAGCUCAAAGUCCCACUGCAGCUGAUCCUCUCCAGCAGGCUUACACAGGAGUCCAGCAGUAUGCAGCAGCCUACCCCGCUGCAUACGGCCAGAUCAGCCAAGCCUUCCCCCACCCUCCACCUAUCAUUCCACAGCAGCAACGAGAAGGACCAGAGGGUUGCAACCUGUUCAUCUACCACCUCCCUCAGGAGUUUGGGGAUGGAGAGCUGAUGCAGAUGUUCCUGCCUUUCGGUAAUGUCAUCUCCUCCAAAGUGUUUGUGGAUCGGGCGACAAACCAAAGUAAAUGCUUUGGGUUUGUGAGCUUCGACAACCCAGGUAGCGCCCAAGCCGCUAUCCAAUCAAUGAACGGCUUCCAGAUCGGCAUGAAAAGACUCAAGGUGCAGCUGAAGAGGCCAAAGGACGCCAACCGCCCCUACUAGCCCCCACCCCUGCCAGCCGCCGCCAAUCUGGUCGGCCGGGGGCAGCCGUCUAACACCAGGGAAAGACAGGUUUUGUUGAGCUGAAUCAUAUGUUGACUUCUUGCUACCCACCACUGAGUGCAAACUCAACAUCUGGACCACUGAGGCUGCUUCACAAACAGAGGAGAGAGAGAGAGAGAGAGAAUGAUGGACGAGUCAAGGACACCUCCUUUUGGAUGUACUAAAACUUUGGAACUCAGAGAGAAUUUGUACCAGCCUGGUUAACCCCAGGACCUUUUUUCUUCUGCACACAUAUACACUCUUUCCUGUUUCCCCACAAAAUCCUGCUUGAAUGACAGCUACCUUUUCUGGACCACAAAAACUUUUACUUGAACAUUAAGAGAAAAAAAAAAAGUAAAAGAAAGUAUGUCAAACCUAACUACAAUGACCAACCCCACUGAACUCCUAAAGGGAAUAUGGAUGUCAAAAAUCUGACAAGAACAAUACUUUUUAAAAACUGACUAGAGGAUUGCCGUAGGAGAUCUUUCUGUAAGAUGGUUUGAGUUUGGACAGUUGAAGUUUGAAGACCAAUUUAUACGACUUGAAACAAGAAAGGACAAGACAUUCUCGGAGAGAGAACUUAAGUAGGGAAUGUGAUAUUUUCAGGACACAAAUUGGCUUCAAUUUGGGACGGCCAUCUUUAGCUCGGAGUGCCUGUCCGUUUCCAGGGGAUACCGUUGCCAAGGAGAGCCAUAGCAACGGUCUCCAGGGAGUCUUACCUGUCAUUCCUUAGUUGUUUUAGGGACCAAAAGACCAAACGUUUUUAUUGCUGAGGACUUGUAGCUCUAAUAUACUCGGACCACUGCAUCUCUUUCAGUCAGAGGUAACUGGUUGAGGAGUUGCACUUAAAAGAAGUGUACAUUUCGAAUAUAUACAACACAUGUACAUGUACAUAUAUAUUGCUGAUAUGCUUUUUGAAUACAGGCAAAACUAUUUCAGAUGACCAUAUGGGGUCUCUCACUUCGCUAGUUUACAAUUACUCAAAAAUGUUUAUUUUUUUCUCUUCUCAUUUUGUCUUGGGAGGGAUGGCGAGUGCAUGGGAGGGGCUGCUCCGUAUCACAGCCUUAUCUUUUUUAACUUGACAUCCUAACCUCAUAGAUAGAAAAACAUCAGAAACGUUUGAAAUAUAUGAACUUGUUUAUAUUUGCAGUACAUAUAUAUGUAUAACAAGCAUUCAAGCAAAUGUAUUCAUAUAUACAGUAUAUAUGGAUAAAUAGAUAUUAAUCACAAACAAAUAUAUGUAUUUAUAUGCACAUAUUUUAUAUGUGUGUCUGUAUAUAGAACAGCUACUGACUAUGUUGAGCUGUAAUUUUUGUAGAUUUUAGCUGGAGUUUGAAAAUUUGCUCUGCUUGGGAAGAAUUGCAAAUCUGGCAGCUCCCAAAACUGCAGGCAUUCCUCUCUCUGAUUACCUAUAUGCUGAAACACAAUAUAUUGCUAAAAGAUUCAUGUGUGACAAAACACAUAUGGUGUAAAUAUUAUCUGAAAAUGCAAAAAGCCACAUCUCAGUAGCAGGCUUUAAGAGAAUCAGGCUACAUGAUUUUAGAGAAAAAGGACAAUUAUCUUCGACUCUAUUCCAAACAUAUCUUUUGAACUUACACACACAUGCACACGCACACGCACACACACAAACUUCUCUUUGAAACUUGAACCAAAAUGAAUCAGUCUCACAACCCUUGCUCUCUUUUGCAUAAAGUGCAUGUAGCGUAUGGGCUGUCACCAUGUCAAGGUGUGCCUUGUCACCUGCAGAAUCUGCCAUCAAGCACUGUGCUCUCAGAAAACAAAGAAAAAAAACUAAAUACACACUUCUGCAAGCAGCCAACGCGCUAUUAUGAUGUCAAAACUACAGCCAGAUCAUCAUAUCAUUUCUCAGCCAUGUAGAGAGUUCAGUGCAUGUCCAAUAAAACAACCCAUCAGACCUCUGCUGGUCCAUCAAUAUCAUUAAAAAAAAUGCUUUUAGCUAUAAUGGUCUCAUAUGGUAACACUUCAAAUUACAUUUCAGAUAAAAGUGGGCAUUAGGGUAACCUGGAAGCAGGUACUAACCAAUCUGUGUGCAGGGCACCUGUGACUACCGCUUGGAGUUAAAACUGGGGUAAAGUUCAGGGCUGACAUGAUGUGACUCACUAAGAGGACUUAUUGAGCUAACUGGACCUGACAUUAGGUUUUAAUGGUUAUGAAGGAGAUGUAAUAUUGAUGAAUAUGUUAUAAUGAGAGAGCAGGCUUCCUGUUGAGCUGAAUAAGGAAGGUUUUAUGUACUUUACAAUUCCGCAGUUAAUGUGUGAAUCUCCACUGGUAAUACUUGACAUGAAGCAUGUCCUCUAGAUGUUAUAUUGCCUUAUGUUAAAUGUGCUCAUACAAUUAAAUAUACACAUUAAAGUCAAAUGAAACUGUAAAAUGAAGCAAUAAGUCUGAAAAGCCAUUUAUCCACUUCUGUGUCACUGAGGCUGCUUUCAUAUUGCUUUAGCAUACAGUUUCUCAUAACAGUCUACAAAAAAAGGUAUGAACACCUACUAUACACCUGCAAAAGGUCAACAGACUUGGAUUUAUUGGACUCUGCAUUUAACACAUUUUCAGCUGCUGGAGAUUGCACAAUGAAUAUUUAUGUAUAUGAAUAUUUAUGAGGCUAUAUGACACUUUGGAAGACAAUGCUUCCUGUUGGGUGCUGUUACUGGUUUUUCCUAUAAACUGCUCAUUAUGCUGUUUCCCUAGCGUCUGUGUCUAACCUUUUUAGCAGAUUGAAUAAUUUAACAUUUACCUUCCAAAUCCAGUGAGGCUAAAAGAUGCCACGGCACAUCCCAGGACACCGCUGCGUGUGUGUGUGUUUUUCACAGUGCCCUGAUUAUGGCGUACAGUGCAAACCGGAUGACCACCAUGCUCUGACAGAGUCCGAGGUUGGUUGGUACAUCCAGCCUCUAAGCUAACAAUACGAUCUGAAGAUAAAUGUCAUAUGUCUGGUGUCCCUGAUUUCUGCACUGUGUGCCCUCUUUUACACCCCAACCCACCAUCACCAUCACCACGCUCUGAGAAAAUUGAAAAAGGUGUCGCCACAGUAUGUGCUUUUCUAAUGGUUUGUCUGGGCAAUCACUCAUGUCCUUCACCCGGCCCAUGUUUUCAUAUCGAGUGAACGGAGGGAGGGGAAGCGUUUGGCCACCACGGAACUAGAAAGCACCUCUUUUUUCAUCCGCUCCAACUUAAAGCUGCAAGUUUACAUGAGAAAAGAAAAACAAAGAAAAGUGGUUCAAAAACAGGAACAAACAGAGCAGAAGUUUGAAUAUAAAUAUAUAUAUAUAAAUAUAUACAUAAACCGAUGAAUAUACUGUAAAUGUUUCUUUUUUUGCUCUGUUUUCCUCUGUACAUAGGUUUGCAUAUUUUAUAGGACUUUUACUUCUAUCUACAAGGACUGGAUAAAGUACUUUAAAUACUUUAAAAAAAAUAUAUGAAUGAAAACAUGAUAAUGCUCAAUAAAACCAGGUACAAAAAAAAUAGUUGCUAGGAUACGGUACAAACUGUAGGACCUGACCAAGGCAUUUAUCCAGAAUACAGUCAGGGAGAGCAUUGACCUCAGUUAGAGCUUAGACACACAUUGACCUAUUUUAUAAAAAAAAAAAAUACUUUGAUGGGUUCUAUUCAUUUCUCGAUUUGUUAGAUAUUUAUUUAUAAGUCAUGUCUGAGAUAAUAUGCAUGCUUUCAUGGCAUUAUUUUUCUAUGAGUUGGUACGUGACCAAAUAGUUUUUAUAUGACAUGCAUGGGCCACUGUUGUGGUCCACAGAUGAUCAUUGUUCCUGUCUGCAGGACCAUGCCUUCAGCACUGCUUUGAUGAUGGAGAAAAAGAUUUCUCCUAUUGACCAAGUGAUAUCAAAGACAGUUUUAUUUUUAUCAUUUAUUUAUCUGUUUAUUUAUUUAUGUUUAUGUAUUAAUUUAUUUGUGCUGUUUGAUUCAAGAUCUGAGCUCAAUUAUUGCCACUGAUCUGUUUGCUUGUGAAGUGCUACUUCUUAUCACUGCAUCACAUGAAGAUGGAGGAACUGAUUAUAUCGACUUACAAUGACCUGUAGUGCUGAUAAACACUUGAAAACAAUGCAGUACAAAACUAAAGCCUUAUGUAUAUUUGUAAUUAUCAAUUCAAACCUUUCAGUUCCAAAAAGUUGGAUUUAUUUUGAGUAACAUUUGCCAGCAUUCUGAAACCUUGAGACCAAGAGGGGGAAUCAAUUCACAACUCAAAGAGAUGUCUUCAUAACAAAACAUAUAACCUUUAGGUCUUUUUCAUUUAACCGCCUGAUGAAUUGCUGUUCAACAAUUAGAAACUCAAUCUUAAUUAUUAAAAACGUUAAUCCCUUCUCAUAUCUUCCUUAUGCUGCUUGUUUUCUCAGAGCUCUGAUCUUGUUCAACUGAUGUGUUCUACCAAGAGCAAGAUUCAAUGAAAACUGCACUAUCUCAUCAAAAAGUAUUGAAUUACUACCAUUUUUUUUUUUUUGCUGUUAUUAGUGAUUUUAUUUUUUAAAGAUCAGUAGAGUUACUACACUCACAUUUUACUUCAUAUGGUUUUCAAAGUAUUCUGGAAAUCUAUUUCCCAAAUUCAGCACAUAUGGAGGGUGGGGAAAUGAAUGUUGCAUAUUAAGCUUUGCCAGGUUCCUGAUGAGCUCAGCUUCAGAUUGGGCAGCGCGCUUUAGGCUCCCGCCCCUUUCUCUCCAGACUGCACCAUUCUCUGGUCCCUGAACUCUUUUUUUGUAAUUUUAAAUGAAUGAUGCGUCUCAGCUUAGCCCAAUAUUAAAGCACAGUCUAGAAUAAA